GGGUGGCGGUGGUGGUGAUGAUGGUGGUGGUGUGGCGGCGGUGUAUGGCGGUGUGUCGCUUGUCUCAACUCUAUUCGACUAGUAGACAUAUUCCUUGCAAGUGUCACGUCGCGGUCGAAGGGAAGUUUACGUCUGAAUAAAGAGGAUUGUUCGAGGAUCGUCUUGUUUGCUUCCUUGUUUUCAGUCAUCAGUUGGAGAUGGAUUUGGCUUUAAAAUGAAAUGCGCGAUCGAGGAUGCGAAAGGGAGCAGGCGUGGACUGUUCGUCGUCUGAGGUCAGGCGUGGGGAUGAACUCUACGGGGUCUAAGAGAGGGAGGAGGUCUGGGGCGCUUCCUGUGCUUGGCACUAGCCUAAAAAAGCUUCACAAACAGAAUCGCGACCGAAUGUCUUUUCAAUGCUACGAAAAUGGUGAAGUGUGGGAAAAAGUGGGCAUUGAGUAAAGGCUUCGACUGCUCGAAUCAUGACAGAAGCGUCGGAGGAUGGUAACUACUUAGUAAGGGUUUGUGCCCAAGUAAUGACGAGAGAUGACAGUUCUGGUGGAUGGGUUCCUCUUAGUGGAGGUGGUUUAGCUAAUGUUUCUGUGAGACGUAGAGCAACCUCAGUGAGUGGACUUCAGUCUAAUAAUACCAAUGGUACAAGUAUUUCUACUUCGAAUGUUAACACUACAACUUCGAGUACAACUGUCAACGCACAGGGUCAUGGAUCUAGUACUUCUCCACCUAGUGCGACAAAAAGAAAACAUGAAUAUCUUAUCUAUGGGAAACGUAUCACCGAUCAAUCGGUUGUUCUUAGCUGUACUAUUAAAAAGGAUUUUGAAUACAAUAAGGUAAUGCCAACUUUUCACCAUUGGCGGACAGGAGAGAAAAAAUUUGGAUUAACUUUUAGAACGGCUGCGGAUGCAAGAGCAUUCGAUAAAGGUGUACGUACUGCAGUGGAAGAACUGUUGGAAGGACUUGCGGAAUCAACAUUGUGUUGUAAUCCUGCAGAUGGUGGUGACGAAGAUGUUUUUAUGACCUUAAAUUUACCUGUGGAUCCUUUAGAUCCACGUCCAUCUUCGGAUACAUCUCGUGGAGUAGUUCGUGUACCUAUUUACCAUCCCCAAUGUCCAGAUGUUUUUGAUUCGCAUAAUAAACCUAUUCAUUACAUUGGUGGAUCCGCCAACAAAGUAUCACUAUCUCAGCAUCCUUUGACAUCAACUGCAGACAUUGGAUCUGAUAAUUACUCCUAUGUGCAUCUUACAACAGUUAACCAUGAAUAUUUAUAUCCCAUCGUCGAUGAUCAUAAAAGUGAUAGAUUAGACAGGCACAGUAGUGGAAGUUCUUUGAAAAAACCCGACAUUAUAGUGUCACAACCUUCAAAAAAUACUUUUAGACGUAAUGUUCAGUUACGAUGUAAACAUUGCCAAGAAAUAUAUUCUGAGCAGCACAAUCCUAGAGGAUCUUGCGAGGAUGCUCCCGAUCCUAUUAGACGUGGAAUAGCAACAAUAUCUUGUUUAUCAUGUGCUCAGUGUAUGCUGUAUCAUUGUAUGAGCGAUUCUGAAGGUGAAUUUACCCAAAAUCCUUGUAGUUGUAAUACGGAAGAAGGAUGUGGACGAAGAUGGAUUGGUUUAGCAUUAUUAUCACUAAUUGUUCCGUGUUUAUGGAUUUAUCCCCCACUCAGAGCUGUUCACUGGUGUGGAAUGUCGUGCGGAAUGUGUGGAGGCCGUCAUCAUCCAAUGGAAUAACUGGAGGAUCCCUUUGAUGUCUCUGCUCCAUACUCAGUUGAAUCAACAAAGUUUUCAUCAUCGCGUAGUGCAGUCGCUAAUGUGUAUGAAUGUCACGAUCUGAGUAUGGGACGUUGUCAGAGGUAUCAAAGGGGCAGACAGCUUCCAGUACACGCACUAAUCCAUCAACAUCAUCUGUGAAAAUUAAACUGACAAAGAAAAUGAUAUGGAGCACAAGAUGCAUUUAGCCUUCACACUGUGUAUAUUCCGUACGUUUUGUAAACUUUAUUAGCAGUAUGAAUUGUUUAGUCACAACUGUAUAUUAAACAAUUGACAGAUGGAAGUAAGAUAGUAUUUAUACUUCCACCAAUUGGUCUGUGGAUAGAACUGAGCAACUAUGUAUUGUACAUGGUGUAAAUUACGAGAGUGCAGCUGUGAGAUAAUGCAAAAAACUUUUUAUUCCCAGUUUGAAUUAUUAUUCUCUGCCUCAUGUAAUGUGUGUAUAGAGAGCACAAUGUCCACACUGGAAUCGAGCAUUGCUGCGAUUGUCAGAAUGAAAGUGUAAGAAUGUGUUCUAUUCAUAAGUUCUGAUUAUACUACACAAGUUAAAGCCAGUAUUUGCUAAUUUUCUAGCCCUUAUUAGUAUGUAAUAAAGUUGGGAAACAAGAGUAAAUUGAAACUGUAAAGUUAAUCAAGAUAAAGUGAAAAUUACUCUAUAUUUAUCAUUUAUUAGUCGUUGGAAAAUAUCUCAUUAAAAUAUAUGAUGGAAAGCAUUGCAAUAUUUGCAUGUAUGCUAUGUUGCUGCUGCAAUCACUUGAAUAAUUAAUUUCCUAAAAAAUACAAAAAUUAUUGUCAAGGUGAUUGAAUAAUCUUCUAAGUUGCAAACCAUGUUAUGGGUGCCUAUAUUGUACAAAUUUUGUGAUAUUUUAGAACAUAUAUGUAUUUUUAUGUAUUUUAUUGAUAAAAAUAGAUUGACAAAAGCUGGCUGCGUCUCAUAAGAUGCAAACAGUAGCUAAUAUUUAAUAAAUACAACUUCUUCACAAAGCAAAUA
Polistes dominula (European paper wasp) is the source of this 2751-nucleotide messenger RNA. RefSeq names its product Sprouty-related protein with EVH-1 domain (gene Spred). The record is from RefSeq and is a predicted model, not a curated record. Gene Ontology annotation, cellular component: membrane. Lineage: Eukaryota; Metazoa; Arthropoda; Insecta; Hymenoptera; Vespidae. Gene Ontology annotation, biological process: multicellular organism development; negative regulation of MAPK cascade. Gene Ontology annotation, molecular function: protein kinase binding.